AUGGGUCACUACCUUCAAGCAACAGCUCUGUUCCUGUUUGCAUUCACCAUUAGAGAGACACUGGAGCAAAGGAUCAUUGGAGGUCAAGAGGUUGAGCCAUACUCAAUCAAAUACCAGGCCUCCAUCCAGUACCAGCAGAACCACUACUGUGGAGGAACCCUAAUUGCAGCCCAGUGGGUGGUGUCUGCUGCCCACUGCUGGAGACCGAGUUCACUCAUUCAGGUGGUGUUAAGUGAGCACAGCCUUGCCAGUGUGGAGGGCUUUGAGCAAGUCUUCAACGUCUCAAAAAUCUUUGUGCACUACAACUACAACUACAGGACAUUCAACAAUGACAUCAUGCUCAUCAUGCUAAGUAGGCCUGCCCAGCUUAAUGCCAACGUGCAGCCAGCCUAUCUGCCUACCGACACGGACCCUUUAGUGGAUAGAAGCGACACCUGCACUGUGAGUGGCUGGGGGGUCACGCGCAUCUACAGCUACUACCUGUCUCCAGUGCUGCGUGCAGUGGACGUCGACAUCAUCCCAUACUGCCACUACUACUACUACUGGAGGAUCACUGAAAAUAUGCUCUGUGCGGGGUCACCCCUUGGAGGGAAGGACUCGUGCCAGGGUGACUCAGGAGGACCUCUCAUCUGCGGUGGGAGAUUUGAAGGCAUCGUGUCCUGGGGAAUCAGCUGUGCCAACCCAUAUUUCCCUGGGGUUUACACAAGAGUGAGGAAUUACGCCAGGUGGAUCAACUGGAUUAUGGACAAUAAUCCAUAAAAAUUCUAUUCAGAGAUGGGAGCCAAUGUGAAAAAAUUUACAAGAUUCCAAAGAUAAUUUAUGACAACACAAAUCCUCUUGUUAUAAAUGUUUGACAUGUGAUUCAGGACCAAACAAUGUUAAAUACAGCUUUUGCUGUGUGAAAACAAAGAAAUGAAUACUAAACAAUUUUGACACUAAAGUCUUUUAUACAUCAGAUGUGAUGAUAUGAGGUCAAAUGUGAUAGGAGAGGAGGCUAGUGUUAGGCUAAAACCUUCCAAAUCAAAAGACUACGCUCUCAAAGUUAAAGUCACCUGCUUGCAUGUGCUUAAGUGAAGCAGGCAGUUACUCAUUGUCUCAUUAACACUGUGUCCCAGCUGACCAGAGUCUGUUGCCUGUCAAGCUGCAAUGUGUAGGCCAUGGAUUUUUGUGUGAUGUGUUCAAAUUGGAUUUGUACUAUUAUAGUUCACAUGCAGGACUUCAC
Clupea harengus (Atlantic herring) is the source of this 1222-nucleotide messenger RNA. Its product is annotated as trypsin-3. Gene Ontology annotation, biological process: proteolysis. Gene Ontology annotation, molecular function: serine-type endopeptidase activity. The record is from RefSeq and is a predicted model, not a curated record. Lineage: Eukaryota; Metazoa; Chordata; Actinopteri; Clupeiformes; Clupeidae.